Messenger RNA from Hylaeus anthracinus, 1272 nucleotides. It is a transcript of the gene VhaPPA1-1, whose product is annotated as V-type proton ATPase 21 kDa proteolipid subunit c''. The record is from RefSeq and is a predicted model, not a curated record. Gene Ontology annotation, molecular function: proton-transporting ATPase activity, rotational mechanism. The transcript has 5 exons. NCBI's taxonomy places the organism in Eukaryota, Metazoa, Arthropoda, Insecta, Hymenoptera, Colletidae. Gene Ontology annotation, biological process: proton transmembrane transport. Gene Ontology annotation, cellular component: proton-transporting V-type ATPase, V0 domain. Bases 201 to 827 code for a protein of 208 amino acids.
GAAUUCAGACGUGAUCAGACGUCACAUGAUAGAAACGGGUGUGAGUACCUCCCUUCCGAUACCUGCGUGAAAUGUUCUUAUUUUAAUAUAUUGUAAAAACCUGUGGCUGACUUAUGCCUUAGACUCGUUAAUAUUAAUCUGUUUAUACAUCAACGAUUCCCUGAAUUAUUGCGCGCAACAACGGCACCAAAAACAGCGCGAUGAGAUACAUUUUGGGUUCUACUUUUGCAACCACUGCCUCCGUUACAAUCAUAAUACUAGUAUUGUACCAUGUAUUUACUGGAAAAGGAGAACGUGUCAGUGUUGCAUGGUUUUUGGAAGAAACAUCCCCAUACAUGUGGGCAUCCCUUGGUAUUGGACUUUCGGUUGCUUUAUCCGUAGUUGGUGCUGCAUUAGGAAUUCAUACAACUGGAGUCUCCAUUGUGGGUGGUGGUGUAAAAGCCCCAAGAAUUAAAACAAAGAAUUUAAUUUCUGUAAUAUUCUGUGAAGCUGUUGCUAUUUAUGGCCUGAUCACUGCCAUUGUCUUAUCUGGAAUGAUAGAGGAAUUUACUUACAAAGAUGCUAUGGCAAAGGAUGAAGUUCGCAGUCAAAAUUGGCUAGCAGGAUAUUUAAUGUUUGGAGCCGGUUUGGCUGUUGGUUUUGUCAAUCUGUUUUGUGGUAUAGCUGUUGGAAUUGUAGGUUCUGGAGCAGCUCUUUCAGAUGCUGCCAAUUCUGCUCUAUUUGUAAAAAUUCUCAUAGUUGAAAUCUUUGGUUCUGCUAUUGGACUUUUUGGAUUGAUUGUUGGUAUUUAUAUGACAUCUAAAGUAAAAAUGGGAGAUAAGGUAUAAAUUUAGGAUAAAAAUCAGCACCAUGAAUAACCAUAUAAAGUAUUUUUUUGGAAUCACAAAAUUCCAUUCCAUAUUUAGUAAUCAUUAAACGAAAAGUAGAUGGAAACAAAUAGAAGAGAAACUUAGAAUUAUUUUUCUGUUUGAAUCAAUGUAAAAAAAUUACUUCUCAUUUAAAAUCAGUAGAUCUCUGUUUCGAACAAGUGUAAUUUUGUUACAAAUAGAACUGGUCUUAAAUAGUUGUUAAACUAUUUUUAGCAAUGUAAAAUUAUUGCUGUAAUAUUGUCACUUGUUUAUGGUAUCUUGAGUGCAUUAUAGCACUCUCUUUUGAACUUGUCUAGUGUAUAUAUUUUUUUCCAACUAAACUGUAUCAAAUGAAAGUAAUAUUAUGUUUAUAAUUAUUCUUAUGUGUUUCACAUAUGUGUAAAAUAUAGUACAUAUAAUCUUA